This is a messenger RNA of Acinonyx jubatus (cheetah), 3262 nucleotides long. RefSeq names its product SH3 domain containing 21 (gene MNMIP1). Gene Ontology annotation, molecular function: protein binding. NCBI's taxonomy places the organism in Eukaryota, Metazoa, Chordata, Mammalia, Carnivora, Felidae. The transcript has 13 exons. Bases 1049 to 3073 code for a protein of 674 amino acids. The record is from RefSeq and is a predicted model, not a curated record.
GCCCAGACUGUUGCUCAGUCUUUUCAUCAGCUCCGUGCCCAGUUGUUCUGGGAGGAGACUGCCACCCUUUGCUGGCUAGUUAACUCGUCACCCCAGUGGUUUUGCAUCAUCCUGUAACUUGGACACCCCAAGAGAACUAGGUUUUUUUCCUGUGUUAUGGGCAAGGACUUUGGCUUCCAAAGUGGUGGGGUAAAGGUCACGGGUCGUGGACAACAGGUUCAGCCUUCCGUGUUCACCACUGAGCAGAAAGAUUACUUGAAAGCCCAGCCUGGAUGGGAUUGGCACCAGAUGGACCCUAAACUUCAGCCCUUACUAGCUCUGAGCUUGGCUCUGAGCAGGAGCCACGGAAGCUCUUCAAGUUCCUUUUUUCUCGCCCUUUUCCCAAGGAGAAUCUGGGAGGUGUUUUAUGAAACCAAAGAAGCCAGGUGGCGGGAAGCUGGGGUCUCUGCCCUCCUCCUUUGGCCUGGGGUGGGGCUGUGGGAGUAACGUGCCUUCCAGGGACAGCAGAGAUUUGGAGUACACUAGGAAUAGCUUUGUGUGCGCUAGACAGCCACCUCCUCCACCCAGGGCCUGCCUCAGAGCAGUUGCAGCCUGCUGGGGGCCCCACCCUGGUAUGCGCCUCUCCCGCCUCUUCCCCGGCUGCUCAAAGCUUGCCAGCGGGGAGAAGAUAGGCCAGGGAAGGCUCUUUGCGAACGGUGGGUGGGAGCCUCAGGGCCUACGGCUGCCAGGGGGAGGAGAGGCGGCUAGACUGUAAUUUAAGUGACUAGGUUGGGAUAAACACGUGGGGGAGCUGUGGCCCCAGCACUGGCCAGGGACCCUGGAGUCCUCCUCAUCCCUGGGUUGGGGGCCGAACCUGCUGAGCCGGGCCGCCCCCUCUCCCACACCCACUCCCAGAAUCCGGGGCCCGACCUAUCGGCUAGCGUCUCCGCCUCCUUCGCUUCACAACCUCGCAGCUCGUCCCACCCAUCCUACCUGGGCCCAGUACUCGGCUGCCUGCGGGACAGUACUGUCCUUCCAGCGCCCGGCUCUGGAGCGCGACCCUGAAGCUAUGGAGGUGCUGGUCCUGGCCGGAUACCGCGCGCAGAAGGAGGACGAACUGAAUCUGGCCCCCGGGGACGUGGUCCGGCAGGUGUGCGAGGGGUCCGCACGGGGCUGGCUGCGCGGAGAGCUACGGGGUCGUUGUGGCCUCUUCCCCGAGAGGUCGGUGCAGGUGAGGCCGGGCCGCAGGUCGGGUGGAGGAGGGUCUCAGUGCGCGCCCUCAGGAACUGAGAGCCCCCACGUCCCCAUGCCCUCAUCUCCAGGAGAUCCCCGAGGCUCUGCGCGGCGCCGGGAAGGCGCCGAGCCCGCGCUGUGCGCGCCGCCGAGGUCGCCCCGCCAAAUCUCGGGGCCCCCAAAGAUGGUGCAAGGUGAACUUCAACUACAGCCCGGAGCAGGCGGACGAGCUGAAGUUGCAAGCUGGGGAGAUUGUGGAAGUGAUAAAGGAGGCCUUGGGAACCCAGACAUGCCUUCAGUCAGCCCCAGUCCCCAGCGGCCUCCCAAGCUGAGCAGCCUGACCUAUGACAGCCCUCCAGACUACCUGCAGACAGUCUCCCGCCCUGAGAUCUAUAGGGUGCUGUUCGACUACCAGCCUGAGGCCCCAGAUGAGUUGGCACUGCGGAGAGGAGACGAGGUGAAAGUACUGAGGAAGACCACAGAGGAUAAGGGCUGGUGGGAAGGAGAGUCUCAAGGCAGAAGAGGAGUCUUUCCAGACAACUUUGUGCUCCCCCCACCCCCAGUGAGUAUGGAGCCAGACACUCAGAUCAAGAAGCUGAUCCCACGGAAAGUGGCAUCUCGGGAGUCAGCUCCUCUUAAGGAACCAAAAAGGAUGAUGCCCAAAGCAGCCCUGCCUACAGUCAAGAAGCUGGUGACAGCCCCCACUGGGCCCAGCAAACCCAAGCCAUCUUGGAUACCCAGUGGAGACAGUCAGAAGCGCCCCUCCCGAGACUCUGGCUCCAGUGGCAGCUUCCUCAGAAGGGGUCCAGGCCACCCUGGUAGAAAGGGAUCGAAAACCCAGACUUCCUGGCAGCGCUCUGCCACCAGUCAGGAGGAAGAGCAGAGCAGCCUGGCAAAGGCCCCUCCUGUGAAUAAAACCCCUACUCUGGACAAGACUCCCAGCCCAGAGAAGACUCUGUCUCCGGAUAAGACCCCCACUCCAGAGGAAACCCUGACUCCAGAUAAGGUCCCCAUUUCAGAGGAGGCCCGGAUUCUGGAGUUCAAGGGCCCAGCCCCAGAGAACCCCAGCCCAGAGGAGAGCCUGACUCUGGACAAGGCUCCCAGCCCACACAGCGUGACUUCUGGGGAUGAGGCCCCUGCCCCAGACGUCCCACCUGAGGAUGAAGCCCCUGGCCCAAAGAUGGCCCUGGCUGGGGAUGAGACCCCCACCCUAGAAAAGGUCUUGACCCCUGAGCAGGUGCUCUCUGCAGAGGCCUCCACUAGAGACAACACUCAGCUCCAUCACUUCUCUCCAGAGCAAGCCCUGCUGAAGUUCAAGUCUCUCGUGGCCAAUGAGGCUCAAUCCCAAGAGGUCCAUAUGCCAGAGGAGCCUGACCUCUGCAUGAGGACAUACCCUGUGGAUCAGAGGGACAGCUCCCCGUUCCAGUCUGAGUCCAAGCCAGGGUCCGUGCCUGCCCAGGAGGUACCUGGGCAGCAUGAGGCUACCCAGAAGGAGGAGGCACCCCCCAAAGAGCAGGAGUCCCCCAAAGAGAUAGCCCCUGUUCAAAAGAAUCCUCAUCCUAUCAAGUCGACUCCAGACCCCCAAGAGACUACCAGCCUACUUUCUCCGGUCCCACAAAAUCUCACGGACAGCAAAAGUGACAGAGGCGAUAUAAUGAGGCUACAGGACGAGGUGGAGUCUUUAAAAAGGUCGCUGGAGCGGAUGUGGGUGCAGCUGGAGAGGAAGCUGACGGACAUCUGGGAGGAGCUGAAGAGUGAGAAAGAGAAGCGCCUGUUGCUGGAGGUGGGUGGGGUGCGGAUCCCAGGGGGCUGGGGGCUGGCCCUCCCCUGCCCGCCUCUCCUGACGCCCUCUCCCGACUAGGUGCAGAUGAAGCAGGGGACCCAGGAGUCCCGGACCCGGGGCUCCAUCCACGUGCAGACGCAGACGCACUGAGGGUGGGCCCGGGAGGGGGACUACGGCGGGACCUGGGGGGAAGUCAGGCCCCGGCCACCCACGUCCUCCCACACGACUUUGAGAAACACAAGAAAGUAAACUGCGGUGUAAGCGCUC